AUGAACUUGGCAAAUUCUCAUUGUAUCGGACCCGACAGUCCUGAUGCUGGUCUGGCACCUUCCUGUAAAGGGUGCCCAAAUGCUUCUCUAUGUGCUUCUGCACCCAAAGGUCCCGAUCCUGAUAUUGAACUUAUCAGGCAACGGUUGUCUGGUGUUAAGCGGAAGGUGCUAAUCGUUAGUGGGAAAGGAGGUGUGGGGAAGAGUACGCUUACUAAAGAGUUGGCUUUUGCCAUUGGGAAGAGAGGACUCAACGUUGCUGUUGUUGAUCUCGACAUAUGCGGGCCCUCUAUUCCACGUUUGACGGGCGCUCGGGGGGAAAAUGCACACUACAGUGCCACUGGUAUUGAACCGGUGAUGAUCGAUGAAACGGUGACUAUGAUGUCCAUGCACUACUUUCUUGAAAAUAAGAAUGAAGCUGUGCUCUUUCGCGGGCCCAGGAAGAAUGGCGCUGUCAAAAUGUUUCUGAAGGAUGUAAUUUGGAACGAUGUUGAUGUGAUGCUGAUUGACACACCCCCUGGGACGUCAGAUGAGCACAUCACUACUGCAUCUCUUCUUCAGCAAUGUGGUGGCGUCAGUGGCGCUGUUUUAGUAACCACACCCCAGAUGGUUGCAGAGGCUGACGUAAGACGGGAGGUAAACUUCUGUCAAAAGGCAAAAUUGAACAUAAUGGGUAUUGUUGAAAAUAUGAGCGGUUUCGUGUGCCCUAACUGUGGUAGUGGCUCGUUUAUAUUUCCACGUACAAAUACGCGGGGUGCUGGAAAGCGCUUAAGCGAGGAGUUUGGAAUUCCUCUUUGGGGAGAAAUACCCCUUGAUCCAAAGCUGAUGAGCUCGUGCGAGGAAGGUACCCCUCUUGCAGAGUCUGUCGACCAAAAUAAUCCAACGCUUGAUGUUUUGAACUCAAUUUCGAGGAAACUCAUUGAAAGUUUAGCGAUGGAGUAG
This is a messenger RNA of Trypanosoma brucei brucei TREU927, 939 nucleotides long. RefSeq lists its product as uncharacterized. Gene Ontology annotation, molecular function: ATP binding; 4 iron, 4 sulfur cluster binding; ATP-dependent FeS chaperone activity. Gene Ontology annotation, cellular component: cytosol. Gene Ontology annotation, biological process: iron-sulfur cluster assembly. The transcript has a single exon. The coding region runs from base 1 to 939 and encodes 312 amino acids. The record is from RefSeq and is a predicted model, not a curated record. NCBI's taxonomy places the organism in Eukaryota, Euglenozoa, Kinetoplastea, Trypanosomatida, Trypanosomatidae.